Benincasa hispida (wax gourd) is the source of this 2488-nucleotide messenger RNA. RefSeq names its product DEAD-box ATP-dependent RNA helicase 8. Gene Ontology annotation, molecular function: ATP binding; RNA helicase activity; nucleic acid binding. NCBI's taxonomy places the organism in Eukaryota, Viridiplantae, Streptophyta, Magnoliopsida, Cucurbitales, Cucurbitaceae. The record is from RefSeq and is a predicted model, not a curated record.
ACUUCCUCGGAUGCCCUAGGAGCUCUCCGAUAGCAACUUCCACUCCAUCGUCUCUCUCUGCAAAACGACCGAAAACAACAUUGACGAAAGAAAAAUCCGGCCGCUCUCAUCUACGUUUGAAUCUGCCGCAGCUUCUUAGAUCAAAAUCUCUAUCUCAUUGCUCUGUAAAUUUUUUCUAUUGCUGCAAUUUCUGCCAUUUCUUGACCUAGAUCUGUACAAAAUUUCUUCUAUUUUGUUGUUUCUUUCGUUACAUUUUCGUUUUCAGAUUUGCCCUAUAUCCAACCCCCGGGAUUACGAGAACUGGUGGAUUUUUGGUCAUGUAUAAAUUGUAGGCUUCAUUAGUGAACUUGAGCGAAACCCUUUUGUAGCCGAUUAUUUUUCCUUUCGAUCUUGGUAGUUUUCUUUAGAUUUCUUCUUUUUUUUUGUCGUCAUUCAAUCAUUCGAUCGGAAACCCUAGCUCCCGCUUUUUUUUUUGAACGUCGUUAGGGUAUCGAGUCUCGAUCAGUGUGACUAGUGAUGAACAACAGGGGAAGGUAUCCACCUGGGAUCGGCGCUGGACGGGGCGGAGGCGUGAAUGCGAACCCUUCGUUUCAGUCAAGGCCACACCAGCAGCAAUACGUACAAAGAAAUUUGGUGCCCAAUCAGCAGUAUCAACAACAGCACCAUCAGAACCAACACCAACACCAACAGCUUCAACAACACCAACAGUGGCUGAAAAGGAACCAGUUAGGUGGCGGUCCUGCCGAUUCCAACGUUGACGAGGUUGAGAAGACCGUGCAGUCGGAGGCUGUUGACUCGAGUUCACAAGAUUGGAAGGCAAGGCUAAAGAUUCCACCACCCGAUACACGCUAUAAAACAGAGGAUGUGACGGCUACCAAGGGAAAUGAAUUCGAGGACUAUUUUUUAAAACGUGAAUUACUCAUGGGAAUUUAUGAGAAAGGCUUUGAAAGACCAUCUCCUAUUCAAGAAGAAAGUAUUCCAAUUGCUUUAACUGGUAGUGAUAUUCUUGCUAGAGCAAAGAAUGGAACUGGAAAGACAGCUGCAUUUUGCAUUCCCGCCUUGGAAAAGAUUGAUCAGGAUAACAAUGUGAUCCAAGUUGUUAUCCUUGUUCCCACUCGAGAGUUGGCUCUUCAAACUUCACAAGUUUGUAAGGAACUCGGGAAAAAUUUGAAUAUUCAAGUUAUGGUUACGACAGGUGGUACCAGUUUAAAGGAUGAUAUUAUGCGAUUAUAUCAACCAGUUCAUUUAUUAGUUGGAACUCCUGGAAGAAUAUUAGAUCUUGCUAAAAAGGGUGUUUGUGUACUGAAAGACUGUUCUAUGCUUAUUAUGGAUGAGGCUGACAAGCUCUUGUCUCCAGAGUUCCAACCUUCAAUAGAGCAUCUGAUCCGCUUUUUGCCUGCAAAUCGGCAGAUUCUUAUGUAUUCCGCUACCUUUCCUGUAACUGUGAAGGACUUCAAAGAUAGAUAUCUUCACAAGCCCUAUAUUAUAAACUUAAUGGACGAGCUCACCCUAAAGGGUAUCACCCAAUUCUAUGCAUUUGUUGAAGAGAGACAAAAAGUUCACUGCCUUAAUACUCUUUUCUCCAAGCUGCAAAUUAACCAAUCGAUUAUCUUCUGCAAUUCGGUAAAUCGAGUCGAGUUGUUAGCCAAGAAAAUAACAGAACUUGGUUAUUCUUGUUUCUAUAUUCAUGCGAAGAUGCUGCAAGAUCAUCGUAACAGAGUAUUUCAUGACUUCCGAAAUGGUGCAUGUAGAAAUCUUGUUUGUACUGAUUUAUUUACAAGAGGAAUAGACAUUCAAGCAGUAAACGUUGUUAUUAACUUCGAUUUCCCCAAGAAUUCAGAGACAUAUCUACACAGGGUUGGACGUUCUGGAAGGUUUGGACACCUUGGGUUGGCUGUGAAUUUAAUCACCUAUGAGGAUCGUUUCAAUCUGUACAGGAUUGAGCAAGAACUUGGAACAGAAAUAAAACAAAUACCACCCCAUAUUGACCAGGCAAUCUACUGCCGGUAAUUUGUGGGGGGCACUGGAUCUUAGGGUAAACAAUUGGCAGGCAAUGCAGCUCCUUGGAAGAUCGGUAUCUGGCUACGAUGGAGGCUUGUUUUCUGAGUCAAUAUGAUGGAAGAAGACUCAGGUUGUGCAGAGUGUUGGCUUGGAAUUCUAUUAGUUAGAAAGCUAUAGGCCUGAAGACAUUAGCAGGAGAUAGGAUAGAAUGUAGACUGGUUCAUCUAUAAAAUCCCAGACGGAUGAAUUCUGGGUCCCCAGUUAUUUGCCUUAUUUUUAUUAACUGACCGACCUAUGUUUGUUUCUGUUCUGUUUGUUUUUUCUCCUCGUUUGCUCUCUUCCAACUUUCCGAAUGUAUUGUAAUCUCUCUCUCUCUCUCCCAUCAGCUCUCCCUCGUCUUUUUAUGCAUACUUUUAUAGACUCCAGUUUCCAAUCCUAAAUUUAGAACCUUCUCUCCCAAACCCCUCUGUUGUUUCGAUUACUUGAA